Molecule: messenger RNA, 243 nt
Organism: Blumeria graminis f. sp. triticale
Lineage: Eukaryota; Fungi; Ascomycota; Leotiomycetes; Helotiales; Erysiphaceae
Source: the annotation of a GenBank genome assembly
AUGCAUCCUCAUCUGCAUACCAAACAUAACGGGGCGUGUGAAGAGGUUAUGAACUUAUUAGAUGAAUGCCAUGCACGAGGCUUUCUAUGGAAGGCAGUAGGAAUGUGUAACGAUGCUAAAACUGCCGUUAACAAAUGCCUUCGAGAGCAAAGACUUGAGCGCACUAAGGCAAAUAGAGAAGCUUCCAAAGCGAAGAAUAAAGAAAUCAGGGAACUUUGGGCCGAGAUAGACGCCAAUUCAUGA